AUGUGGUUGUCGAGCUCUAAUGGGAAGACUUCUGCCAUUAGCAGGGGCAAUUACUACUCGCCAAGAUUUUUCCCUUCUGUUAGUUCUCCCAAAAUGAUGCUCUACCUAAUGGGGCACAGCCACACCAUCUCCUACCAGGGCUGUGCCUGCCAGGUCUUCUUCUACCACGUCCUUGGGGGCACUGAGUGUUUCCUCUACACUGUAAUGGCCUAUGACCGCUUUGUGGCUAUCUGUCACCCUUUGCGAUACGAUGUCAUCGUGAACCACAGGGUGUGUACCUGCUUGACAGUGGGCACUUGGCUGGGGGGCUGUCUACAUGGAAGUAUCCUCAUAUUUCUCACCUUUACAUUACCGUACUGUGGCCCCAAUGAGGUGGACAAUUUUUUCUGUGAUAUUCCAGUGGUGCUGCCCCUGGCCUGUGCAGACACCUCCCUGGCACAGACGGUGACUUUUACUAACAUGGAUGUCGUGACUGUUGCAUGCUUCUUUCUUAUCCUGACUUCCUAUUGUCUUAUCGGCUUUUCCAUAUUGAAAAUCAGCUCCUCAGAAGGCAGGUGCCGGGCCUUUUCAACUUGCGGUGCCCAGUUGCUUUCAAUCCUCUUGUUCUAUGGGCCUGUGAUGCUCAUCUAUCUCCAGCCUGCUUCCAGCCCCUGGCUAGGUUCUGUUAUUCAGGUGUUAAAUAAUAUAGUCACUCCUUCUCUUAAUCCUUUGAUUUACACCUUGAGAAACAAGGAUGUGAAAUUGGCCCUGAGGAAGGUGUUAACUCAAAUGGUCUACACUUCUGCAGCAUAA
Messenger RNA from Lemur catta (Ring-tailed lemur), 792 nucleotides. Its product is annotated as olfactory receptor 958-like. Gene Ontology annotation, molecular function: olfactory receptor activity. NCBI's taxonomy places the organism in Eukaryota, Metazoa, Chordata, Mammalia, Primates, Lemuridae. Bases 1 to 792 code for a protein of 263 amino acids. Gene Ontology annotation, cellular component: membrane. The transcript is spliced from 2 exons. The record is from RefSeq and is a predicted model, not a curated record. Gene Ontology annotation, biological process: G protein-coupled receptor signaling pathway.